AUGUAUCCAGGUAUUGCUGAUCGUAUGCAAAAAGAAAUAACAUCAUUGGCACCAUCAACAAUGAAAAUAAAAAUCAUAGCACCACCUGAACGAAAAUAUUCCGUAUGGAUUGGUGGUUCAAUUUUAGCAUCAUUAUCAACAUUUCAACAAAUGUGGAUUUCAAAACAAGAAUAUGAUGAAUCAGGUCCAUCAAUUGUUCACAGAAAAUGUUUCUAA
This is a messenger RNA of Rotaria sp. Silwood2, 216 nucleotides long. NCBI's taxonomy places the organism in Eukaryota, Metazoa, Rotifera, Eurotatoria, Philodinida, Philodinidae. The record is from the annotation of a GenBank genome assembly.